This is a messenger RNA of Owenia fusiformis, 6544 nucleotides long. NCBI's taxonomy places the organism in Eukaryota, Metazoa, Annelida, Polychaeta, Sabellida, Oweniidae. The record is from the annotation of a GenBank genome assembly.
CAAAACAGAAAAAGAUUCUCAUAAAUCAUUGUGGGAUAACAAAACAGAAAAAGAUUCUCAUAAAACAUUGUGGGAUAACAAAACAGAAAAAGAUUCUCAUAAGUCAUUGUGGCCAGAAAAUGACUCCAGUAAAUCACUAUGGGAUAAUAAACCUGAAAAUGGUUCUCAUAAAUCAAUAUGGGACAAUAGAUCUGAAAGGGAUUCUCAUAAAUCAUUGUGGGACAAUAGGCCUGAAAAGGAUUCUCAUAAAUCAUUGUGGGACAAUAGGCUUGAAAAGGAUUCUCAUAAAUCGUUGUGGGACAAUAAGCCUGAAAAGGAUUCUCAUAAAUCGUUGUGGGACAAUAAGCCUGAAAAGCCUUUAUGGGAGAAGACACCGGAAAAGGAUUCUCAUAAAUCGCUGUGGGAUAGUAGACCUGAAAAAGACUCCAGCAAAUCUCUUUGGGAAAGUAAGUCAGAAAAAGACAACACCAAGUCAUUAUUCAGAGAUGCAAAACCUGAAAACCAAGAGUCAAAUAAGAAACUUGAAAAGCCAAAAAGUGUGAAAUUGAAUGCUACAGACAUAUUUACAUCAUCUGAAUCUGAGGCUGAAACUACUCCAGAGAAAAUUUCAAUGAAAUCUGAAGAGCAGUCUAAAAUCAGCAGCAAUAUUGAUGACAUUAUUGCCAAAGUUGCCAGUGAUGUUGAUAACACAUACUGCAGCCCAGAUAGCUUUAGACUCAAUGAAGAUGAAUCUAAGAAGAAACACAAACAUCCAGGCAAGGGGGAUAGAGCCAAUAAGAGGGAGAGCUCCACAGAGUCAGAUCGCCAAAAAGAUAACUCGUCCAGCGUUGUUUCACUCACUAAAAAUCUAAGCAAGAUCUUGAAAGCAAAACAGAGUGGACAGGAUAAAGAGGAGUCUGAGAUUGAUAAAGUCAACAAAGUAGUGGCUGAAUUUGAACAGGAGAAGAGAAAGUCCCUUGAAAAACUUGAAGGUGGAAAGAUUGCUAAAAAUAAGGGUGGGGAAACUUCCAAAAUCAACGACACUAAGUUUAGUGUUUUUGACUUUGAUGAUGAUGAUUUCAAUGAUGUGAAGCCAAGCUUAACUAAACUGCAUGAACCUUCUAAAGACAAAAGUGCUGAUGGAUUUGGAUUUGAAUUUGAACCUAAUAAAGAUAUAAAACAAGAGCCUGAUUUCCCAAAGGUUGAAAAUAAAACACCCAAAAAGGCGAAGAAAUCAAAAAGUGUUGAUAGGAGAGCAUCAACUGAUUCCAUUGAGAAGGAUAGAAAACCAGCCAUGGCUAGGUUUGAUAUCAUGCCACAAAUUAUACAGGAAAAUGUACCAGAACCUAAAGUUAAGCAGGAGCCAGAAGAACCACUGUUCAAACCAAACACCCCUGUUAAGGCCAAUGCUCCAACUGUGAAACCCAACACACCAGAGAGAGAAAAGAUUAAGAAGCAACCUGAGAAUAACUUUGAAUUUGAAACACCAAGUCCUAAAGAUGUUAAGAAAAAGCCUGCGAAGAUUAAACAUGAUCGUCAGUCAGUUGAAAGAUCAUCUAUUGAGAAGCCAUCUCCCGAGCAACCUCAAGAAGUUGUUCCUAAAGAAGCUGAGGAAAAGAACAUUGAUCAGAAAGAAACUGUAGAGGAGGAACCUGUUGCUGAUGCUCCACAAAACCCCGAAGAAGAUAUUAGCAGUGUUAAUGCUCUGCUUCAAUCUGAACCUGAUCUAUUCAGUGAUGUUGAGACUUCUUCCAAAUACGAGGAUACUUACCAAGGUUCAGGCAAACCAGAAUCCAAAAGUGAUUGGUCGAUGCAAAGGGAUGGUGCCCCUGAGGCAAUUCCUGCUGAUGCAGGUCUCACCUGGGGUGAAGAAGACAACAGGGAUGACAAUGAAAACAGAGAUAACAUCUUCCAAAUCAUGGCCACACAUGACAAACCCAAGGAAGAAUCUGGUAUCAUUGAGGAGACUGUAAUUGAAACAACUAUAGAGACUACUGAGGUCAGUCAAGAAGAGAUGCUUGAGACAACUGUGGUUGGACAUGAGGUUCCUGUUGAGCAGGAAUGUGAGUACAAACCUGAGGACAACAAACCAGAAGUACCAACUGACCUACCCUUGCCUGAACCCCCUAUGUCUCAAGCACAGUCUAUCUUGGUGCCACCUCCUAUGCCUGAAGAGCUGGAAAGUCCAGACUCUCCAAAGUUGCUCAUAGAUGAAAAUCCUCUUCCACAGAAAGUAGAUUCACCUGUCAUCCCAGAGCCCAGCCCUACUGAUGUAGCAGAUGUAACACAGAGCUUCCAGGAUGAUUUGCUGAGGCAAGCUGAGAUUCUUGAGAAAGAAGCUGCUAUGGAGAGACAGAAAGAGGACGAGAAAAGACAGAUCGAGGAAUAUCUAAAGCCAAAGGGGCCACCUAUCACAAUUAAUGACAUCGCGAGACCGUUACCAUUGGAGCAAUCGACUCCCAUUGAUGGCAAAUUCACAACUGAAUUGAAUGAUGCAGUCAAGACUGAUAUAACAGACUCUAGUCCUAAACCAAGAAAGUCAGUACGACAAAGAAAGCCAGGGAAGGGUGUGAUAGCUGAGAAGAUUGCAAAUGAAGCGUUAGAGCUGCAAGGUCAGAAAGUUGAACCUGAACUUCCCCAAAUAUGUGAACCUCAGCAGAAGGUUCUACCCAUGCAGGCUGAGAAUAAGCCCCCACAACCUAUGGGUAAAACAGUACCACCUCCGACUAAGAUGUUGACCAGGGGCAAAGCAGCAAGUGAGAAUGAGGAGAACAGCCGAAAACUCAGGAGAGGUCGAAGGUUGAAGGCAAAGAAAACCAUGGGGGAAGAUUUUGUUAUGUUGUCUGAUGCACCUAGAAAAUCAUCACCCAGGAAUUCUCCAAAGUCUGUAUCACCUAAAACUGUCCCACCAAAGCAGCCAGGCACUCCUCCUAGAAUUCAGAAACCACCACAGUCUCCUGGCAAAGUUCCGGUCUCCACUCCUACAGCAGCCAAGCCAGAACCAGUGGUAAAGCUGGAGAAAUUAUCUGAUGAAACAUGGAAGAAAAAUGAGGAUGGCUCGGAACAGCCACAGCCUGAGCAAGAACCCCCAGUUGUUCCUAAGCCCAAAACUGAAAAAGAGCUGAUUGAAGAGAAGGUGGCUGCUGUAUUGUCUAAUGUGCGUGCUGAGAUGAAGGCCCCUGAUGCACCAGCUGAUGGUAAGAAAGGAAAGCGCAAGAGAAAGCGUAAAUCCCAAGAUGGUGCACAUCCUGAGACUAAAGCAACCACAGAAGAAGAGUCCCCAUUGAAGAAGACAAAGAGUGAGGGAAAUCAGCAGACACAGCAAGCGGUAGAGAGUAUCUUACCUCCUGUAGAGUUCUCUAAUGAAGCUAUGAAGGAAAUGAAAUCUCCUACUGUUGCUGCAUCUACCCCUAACAUUGUGAAACCCACAGCUGAUGUUGCAAAGACUGAUAUGAAUACGAAGCAAGUGAUGUCUCCCAAUCAGCUAUUGACUACCAUAAAGGCUGAUAUCCCAUUGAGUAUAUCUGUGCCAGAGUCUGGUACUUUCAUGGGCCCACUUAAGUCAUCACCAGUAAUGUCGCAUAUUGAUGCUGUAAUUGAUGCUGUAGCUAAAGGAGAGUUCCACUCACCAACAAUCCCUGAACAAGGGCCUGGGGAACCAGAGAAUCAGUAUGAGACGAAAAAACGUAAAGCUGCAAGAAUGCACAGUCAUGACAUGUUACCCCAUGCUGGUAAUGCUCCUCACACCCCACACACAGGUGCAGCAGCUGAGGGUGCAGGGAUGAUGGCUCAUACAGCUGCUACAACUAUGUCAGGCCCUGUACCAGCUAGUGGGGGCUCUCACAUUCCACUGAGUAGCACACCACUGACCCCCACAGAACAGACUACCUCACCACAUUCGACAGCAGCUCCCACAUCAGUCAUACAACAGACAUCACAUGCCCCUGCUGUAAGCCAGGCGAAUCCAAUGAAUGCCUUACAACAGGCUGGGUACCCAGUGAAGGCCUAUGAUGCCACACAGAAGGCUGGUGGGCCAGUGAUGAAGCCCCCACCCCCAGAUGCUAGGGUCCCACCUACAGGCAGCAUACAUGUCAACAUACCAAUGUCACCAUUUGAGGUUGCACAGCGUGAGCUAAGCCCAAAUGGACAAGUGAGUGUUAAUACUGUCAUCGAGAGAAUACCUAACCCCCAUUUGCGUCCUGGAAUGCACUCCCCUGGGGGUGCUAAGGUAGAGAAUCAACAGAUGCCCCCACCCAGAGACAACAACACACCUAAACAUUUGCCUUCUAAUGAUGCAUCCAUUCAUGCAGGGCUUAGCCAACUUAGUCCAAGUAUCAGACAGCCAAGUCCACAACCUCCUUUGUCUCAGGCAUAUCAGCACUAUCCACCUGCUCCGUCAGCAUCUGCCACAGAGCUACGUGGAAUCCUGAAUCAGCCUUCGAAGCUUCAACAACAACAGCAGCGACUCCAGUUACAGCCAACCACCACCUCCCCUGGGGCUAUGAAUGAGAGGCACCAGCAGUUGUUGCGUGAAGAGAGGGAUCGUGAGAGGGAGCGUCGUCAGUUGGCUUUGGAACGAGAACGUCAGGCACAGGCUCAGAAGGAUGAGCAAGAGCGGGUUAUGGUUCAGCGUAUGGAAAAUAUGGUACGGGAACGAGAAGCCCAGGAACAGCUAGCUGCAGCUGAACGUGAGAGGAUAGCUGCAGCGGCAGCAGCCAGUCACCAACCAUUGUUGUCUCCACAGCAAAAGAUCGCCCUUGAGCAUCAACAUCAGAUGGCUGCUCAACAGUAUAGGGAGGCCACACAAGGGGAGAGACAGUCCCCAGGGACAUUUGCCCAUCGUUUACCAUACCCAUACCCGGAUGGCCACAGGAUAGCAUAUAGGCCUGAUGGCUCUCAGCCUAGCCCUCUGCCCACCAGUAGCUCUCAGGACCCUGCCAGGCAUGAUCAGAGACCUGAUACAUCUAACCCUGAUACCCAACCUGGGGUACCUCAACCAUUCUACCAGGGUGAUCUCCGGAUUAACCACCCUGGCAUGCCCUACCCACAGGGUGGAAUCACAAUGGGAUUGCCGCGUCUUCCUAUAGACCCACGUAUGACAUAUCCCAUACAGCCCCAUGACUAUCUACAGGGCGGGGGUCAUAUGAUCCCUGGUAUGGUACCCCAGCACCCACAGCACUUUACACCGCAGCAGGGGGCCCAGAUAGACCACCCCGAUGCCAGGUCCCCAGGGUUGAGGCCACCUUCCCACCCAGGCUCACAGGCUGUGGCUCCAAUCUCCCGCCCACCCUCUCAGCCACCCACCAUGAUGCCAGGUCUACACACCAGGAUCCUGAAUUGUGACGUACCACCCCAGACAGACCAUCUUGUAGGCAUGUUACAUAAGUAUCCAGUUAUGUGGCAGGGCAUGUUGGGACUGAAGAAUGAGAGUGCUGCAGUACAGAUGCACUUUGUGUCAGGCACACGUCGUCUCGUGAAUCUCUCCCUCCCCCAGCCCACCUUAGAUAUGGGGACUCCACCCUUGAGGAUCAAUCAAAGGAUGCGGCUGGAGCCACAACAACUAGAGGGUGUCUCUAGGAGGAUGCAGAUGGAAGAGGACUACUGCAUGCUGCUGGCCCUACCAUGUGGCAGAGACCACAUGGAUGUAUUACAACAGACAAAGGCACUCAGCUCUGGAUUUAUACAAUAUCUUCAACAGAAGCAGGCAGCAGGCAUAGUGAAUGUAUCGAAUCCUCAGACUCAACAGCCAGCUUAUGUGGUCCAUGUGUUCCCACCAUGCGAGUUCACCCAAGCUAACCUGGCCCAAAUAGCCCCUGAGUGGAUACACAAUGUUGCUGAUGUGGCACAUCUUCUCAUUGUUGUGGCUACAGUCUAAACAGUUGUGGCGAUAAACUAAAAUUAAGAUUGUGUCAUAGCAACAAGCUGGAUUAUUGUGAUGGAUAUUUUCCUGGUAGCUAUCUUAACAACUGACAACUGGAUUGUUAUGGUGGCAACGUUGGCAUGGCAGUCAUUGUGGUGGCUACCAUGUAAACAUUGGAUAUUGUGGUUUCGUAUUAUCUAAGUGCAUACCAGAGGAAUAUAUCUGAGAAUAUCUAGAUUGUUUUAGUAUAGAAGGCAGCCAAUGCCAGAAACGACAGUAAGCAUCAAUGUGGCAUUUGCCUACAAUGCCAUAAUGAAGAUGUCAUUAGAGAAUGUGGAAAUGUCAUGAUUUCAUUAGGGCUAAAUGUUAAUCAUGAGAUAUUAACUAGUAUUACAUUUAAAAUGGACAUAAAUAAAUCACUGGAUAUAAUAAACGCAUGAAAUGUGUGCAGAAUAUUUCACAUUUCCGGAGUAUAUGAUGGAGAUCUGACACACUGAUACCAUAAAAGGGCAGAAUAAUGGAAGAUCUACGUCAUUGGGGUACUGGCAAAAGAAGAGUAAGAGUUAAAUUAACUUCAGUUAAACUAAAGGUUUUAAUGAUUUAAUUUAACUCAUCAAACCCUUGACUCACUUGAUUAACCUUUGACUUACCUGAUCAACCCUUGACUUACUUGGUCAACCUUGACUCACCUGAUCAACCCUUGAU